Molecule: messenger RNA, 1843 nt
Organism: Pseudophryne corroboree (corroboree frog)
Lineage: Eukaryota; Metazoa; Chordata; Amphibia; Anura; Myobatrachidae
Product: cystine/glutamate transporter-like
Exons: 12
Coding region: 300-1754 (484 amino acids)
Biological process (GO): amino acid transmembrane transport
Cellular component (GO): membrane
Molecular function (GO): L-amino acid transmembrane transporter activity
Source: RefSeq, a predicted model, not a curated record
UACACCAAGAGCUGAUUACAUUGGGAAGACGGUCCUGCAGCGCUGCUCUGGAACUGUAGUCACCCCCCUAUAAGUACAGAUGUAAGGUGGGCUUUCAUCCUGUUUAUGAAUGAGUGCAACCAGCAGGGGCUAGCUGAACUAUUUCACCUCCUGCAACACAGGGGCAGUGACCAGGGGCUGGGAGAGAGAGACAGCUUGUUUCUCAGAGACUGGAGAGCGCUGUCUUCUUUCUCACAGAACAUUUAAAGCUAAAGAGCGUUUGGAAGAGCGGAGAGACAACGCUCCAGGGACUGGCAGUAAUGGGGGCUUCUGAGGAAACCCCAGGCGAUGGGGACAUGAAAAAAGAGGAUGGGGCGGUCUAUCUGCGGAAGAAAAUCACUUUGGUGCGAGCCAUCUCCUUGACCAUUGGGACAAUUAUUGGAAGCGGCAUAUUUAUAUCUCCAAAAGGGGUCCUGAAGAACUCGGGCAACGUAGGCCUGUCCCUCAUCAUCUGGGUGUUGUGUGGUGUCCUCUCUAUGUGUGGUGCCUUGUCUUAUGCAGAUCUUGGCACAUCUAUCAAGAAGUCUGGUGGGCACUACAUCUAUCUGUUGGAAACCCUCGGGCCUGUUCCAGCCUUCCUGAGACUAUGGGCUGAAUUUGUCAUGAUCCGGCCAGCAAAUAUUGCCGUCGUCUGUUUAGCAUUUGGACGUUACUUGAUUGAGCCCCUUUUUGUGCCUUGUAAUGCACCGGAUAUUGCCGUCAAACUCAUCAGCUCCCUCGGAAUCGUCAUGAUCAUUGCACUGAACUGUUGGAGUGUCACCUGGUCUGCUAACCUCCAGAUGGCCUUUACCGCUCUGAAGUUUGUGGCUAUAGCACUAAUUAUAAUACCCGGAAUGAUGGCGUUAACCGACGGACACACAGAGAACUUCCAAGAUGCGUUUGACACAACCUCUCUGGCUCUGGACAAAAUUCCACUGGCGUUCUACUCUGGGAUGUUCGCCUACGGAGGCUGGUUUUACAUCACCUUUGUAACAGAGGAAAUUGUAAAUCCCGAGAGGAACAUUCCCAUCACAGUGGUGGUUUCCCUUAUCAUUGUCACAGUCUGCUACCUUCUCACUAAUGUCUCCUAUUACACCAUCCUGACUGCCAAUGAUGUUCUCACCUCACAAGCAGUGGCCAUGAGCUUCGCCGAAAGAACACUGAAGCAAGCCUCGCCCCUCAUCUCCAUACUGGUGGCAAUGUCCUGUUUUGGAGCUUUAAAUGGUGGGAUAUUUGCUUCCUCCAGGAUGUUGUUUGCUGCAUCCAGAGAAGGGCAGUGGCCGCCCCUGUUUGCAAUGAUUCACAUUCGAAGGCACACGCCCCUUCCUGCCUUGCUAUUAAUGAUGCCGCUGGUCUUCUUGAUGAUUGGAAUUGGUGAUCUUUACGGACUUUUGAAUUUUUACAGCUUUUCAAGAUGGCUGUUCAUGGGACUUUGCACUAUCGGCCUAAUUAUUCAUCAACGAAAGUAUCCCGAUCUCCCUCGGCCCUUUAAGGUGCCGCUGCUCAUCCCCGUGGUCUUCAGUACGAUGUGCCUAUUUAUUGUGGCACUGUCUCUGUAUUCCGAUCCAGUGAACACCGGCAUUGGCUGUCUCAUCACCUUAAGUGGGUUACCCAUGUAUUACCUAACCAUACACCGGCAACGACUGCCCGAGGGAUGGAGACAUGCAUUCAAUCGACUGACAAUGAAGCUACAAGUGGUGAUGGAAGUUAUACCUCAAGAAAAAAAAACGUACUAGAAAAGGUGUUCGUUCAGCUGCUGUCGUCCCUGGUUACAUAAAGGCCAAUCCACUGUAAUAUACUUAUAAUAAAAGCUGCUAUCAAAGUG